Messenger RNA from Solea solea (common sole), 1890 nucleotides. It is a transcript of the gene slc5a8l, whose product is annotated as solute carrier family 5 member 8, like. The record is from RefSeq and is a predicted model, not a curated record. Gene Ontology annotation, molecular function: organic acid:sodium symporter activity. Lineage: Eukaryota; Metazoa; Chordata; Actinopteri; Pleuronectiformes; Soleidae. The transcript is spliced from 16 exons. Gene Ontology annotation, biological process: sodium ion transport; propanoate transmembrane transport. Bases 70 to 1890 code for a protein of 606 amino acids. Gene Ontology annotation, cellular component: membrane.
UCAGCAUGUCCCCAGACUAAGAGACUCACAUCUUUUCUCACGGUCAAAGAAACAGGUGGAGGAACGAACAUGGUUGGUACGGGAGGCGAAGUGGCCACUUUCUCGGUGUGGGAUUAUGUGGUGUUUGCUGGGACAAUUUUGGCUGCUGCUGGCGUUGGGCUCUUCCAGGCCAUACGGACCCGCAAGGAGACCAGCAGCGAUGAGUUCUUGUUGGGUGGACGGCAGAUGACUGCUGUGCCGGUUGCAAUGUCACUGACUGCCAGCUUCAUGUCUGGCAUCACAGUCAUCGGCACGCCGGCUGAGGUCUACCGCUUUGGAGCUGCCUACUGGCUCUUCACCUUCUCCUACGCCAUCAUGUCUGCUAUCACUGCAGAGAUCUUUGUCCCAUUUUUCUACCGUUUAAGGAUCACCAGUGCCUAUGAGUACCUGGAGAUGCGCUUCAGCCGGCCCAUUCGAAUAAUUGGGACGUCGAUGUACAUCGUGCAGACGGUGCUGUACACCGGUUUAGUCAUCUAUGCUCCAGCUUUGGCACUAAAUCAAAUCACUGGACUUAAUCUGUGGGGCGUGCUGGUGGCUACAGGAGCAGUGUGCAUCCUCUAUUGCACUUUGGGCGGACUAAAAGCAGUGAUCUGGACAGACGUGUUUCAGAUGGUGAUCAUGCUUUCAGGUUUUGUGGCUGUUAUAGCGAGAGGAGCUGUUCUGCGGGGAGGCCUGACAAAGGUUUGGGAAGAUGUCCGCCAAGGAGGGCGACUCGAUGUGUUUGAUUUUGACCCCGAUCCUCUGAAGCGACACACAUUCUGGACCAUUGUAGUCGGUGGCAGCAUAAUGUGGAUGUCAAUCUACUCUAUCAACCAGUCCCAGGUGCAGCGUUACAUCUCCUGCAAAUCCCUGGCACAUGCAAAGAUGGCUCUGUAUGGGAACAUGGUCGGCUUAUGGGUGACAGUGAGUCUGGCUGUGCUUUCGGGCCUCGUCAUGUACUCCUUUUACAAGAAUUGUGACCCACUUUCAAACCAUGACAUAAGCACUUCGGAUCAGCUGCUGCCAUACCUUGUGAUGGAUAUUCUGGCAGAUUACCCUGGAAUCCCUGGCUUGUUUGUGGCUGCUGCCUACAGUGGGACUCUUAGCACGGUGUCCUCCAGCAUUAACGCUCUGGUUGCUGUCACUGUGGAAGACUUCAUUUUUCCUGUGUGCAGAGACCUCACAGACAGACAAGUGUCCUGGUUGAACAUGGGCCUGAGUGUAUUCUAUGGGGCUGUGUGUAUUGGAAUGGCUGGAGUUGCCUCAGUGAUGGGAGGCGUUCUGCAGGCAGCUCUGUCCAUAUUUGGUAUGAUCAGUGGGCCUCUCCUGGGUCUGUACUUGCUGGGCAUGUUUUUCCCCACAUCAAAUUCAGUGGGAGGACUAGUGGGAAUGAUCGGUAGUCUAGUGCUGACCCUGUGGGUGGGGAUCGGAGGCCAGCUCUACCCGCCAACAGCUGAGAAGACAAAUCCUCUUCCCCUCACCACUGUGGGUUGUUUAAACAGUCAGAACUAUUCAACGACAGCUCCCUGGACCAGUCCUGUAACACAUACCACGCUGCUCGAUGUGAGACCAGCGUUGGCCGACUCUUGGUACUCUCUGUCCUACCUGUACUUUGCUCCCAUGGGUGCACUGAUAACAAUAGUGCUUGGUCUGCUGGUGAGCAUGGCCACAGGUGGAUGUAAACAAGAGGACGUGAACCCUGAUGCGCUUGUGAAGAAGAGUGACCUGAUCUGCUUCAGCUGCUUCAGCAAAUCACAGGAGUUGGAUGUCACGGAAAAGGACAGAACAUUGAUGUUCAUUGAAGCGAACAGUUCAGUACUCAUGGACUUUGAUGUGAAGAGCGUCAGUGUUGAAAAAAUUACCAAACUGUAA